AUGGCUCAAACGGCAUCUGUGCCAACGAAUCAUAUCACAAUCCGUACACACCAACCUGCAGACAUAGAAUGGAUCAUCUCCCGCCACAGGACCCUCUACGCUGACGAAUACAACUUCAACGACAAGUUCAUCGCCCUAGUGUCGAAGAUCGCAUCAGACUUUCAGCAAAACCAUGAUCCUACCUCGGAGCGCUGUUGGAUCGCAGAGCGCACUGACAAGACCACCAAUGAGCCAGUGGGCUGUAUGAUGCUUGUCAGGGACGUCGACUCGCCCGAUACCGCCAGACUGCGCUUACUUCUUGUGGAGCCGAGUGCUCGAGGAAUGGGAGUCGGAAGAUCCUUGAUCAAGCAGUGUAUCGAAUUUGCCAGAGAGGUUGGAUAUAAGCGGGUGGUGCUCUGGACGCAGAGUAUCUUGGGGUCGGCGAGAAGGCUUUACAAAGCUGAGGGAUUUCGGUUGGUGAAGGAGGAGGAGCAUGAAGGGUUUGGGAUGACGUUGGUAGGGGAGUUAUGGGAGCUGGAGCUAGAGAAGAAGUCUCAGGACGAAUAG
Messenger RNA from Aspergillus fischeri NRRL 181, 546 nucleotides. RefSeq names its product GNAT family N-acetyltransferase. The record is from RefSeq and is a predicted model, not a curated record. Bases 1 to 546 code for a protein of 181 amino acids. The transcript has a single exon. NCBI's taxonomy places the organism in Eukaryota, Fungi, Ascomycota, Eurotiomycetes, Eurotiales, Aspergillaceae. Gene Ontology annotation, molecular function: N-acetyltransferase activity.